Ceratotherium simum simum (southern white rhinoceros) is the source of this 1124-nucleotide messenger RNA. It is a transcript of the gene LGALS4, whose product is annotated as galectin 4. NCBI's taxonomy places the organism in Eukaryota, Metazoa, Chordata, Mammalia, Perissodactyla, Rhinocerotidae. The record is from RefSeq and is a predicted model, not a curated record. Gene Ontology annotation, molecular function: carbohydrate binding.
CCCCACUCCUGCCGCUCUUCUCACAGGACGAGCCACCAGCCCAGCCUCUCAGGAUGGCCUUUGUCCCUGCGCCAGGCUACCAGCCCACCUACAACCCGACGCUGCCCUACAACCAGCCCAUCCCAGGCGGUCUCAGCGUCGGAAUGUCCGUUUACAUCCAAGGAGUGCCUAGCGAGCACAUGAGGAGGUUCUUCGUGAACUUCAUGGUGGGGCAGUCCCCGGAGUCGGACGUCGCCUUCCACUUCAACCCCCGCUUUGAUGGCUUGGACAAGGUGGUCUUCAAUGCGAAACAGGGCGGCCAGUGGGGCAGAGAGGAGAAGAAAAGGGAAAUGCCCUUCCACAAGGGCGCCCCCUUCGAGCUGGUGUUCAUGGUCCAGGCGGAGCACUACAAGGUGGUGGUAAAUGGAAGUCCCUUCUAUGAGUUCAGGCACCGGCUCCCCCUCCAGAUGGUCACCCACCUGCAAGUGGAUGGGGAUGUGCAGCUUCAAUCAAUCAACUUCAUCGGAGGCCAGCCCCCGCCACACCAGCAACCUAGGGGUUUUCCGCCACACCCAGGUCCCCCCGGACAUGGCCACCACCAUCAGAAUGUCCUGCCUACCAUGGAGGGCCCCCCGGCCUUCAACCCGCCUGUGCCAUUUAUGAGGAGACUGCAAGGGGGGCUUACACCCCGAAGAACCAUCAUAAUCAAGGGCUUUGUACCCCCCACAAGCAGGAGAUUUGUCAUCAAUUUCAAGGCGGGAUCUUCAGGGGAUGUGGCUCUGCACAUUAACCCCCGCGUGGCCGAGGGCGUUGUGGUUCGGAACAGCUUUCUGAACGGCUCCUGGGGAUCCGAGGAGAGGAAGAUCUCCCACAACCCGUUUGGUGCUGGACAGUUUUUUGAUCUGUCCAUUCGCUGUGGCACGGAUCGCUUCAAGGUUUAUGUCAACGGCCAGCACCUCUUUGACUUCUCCCAUCGCUUUCCCGACUUCCAGAGGGUGGAUGUGCUGGAGAUCCAGGGUGAUGUCACGUUGUCCUACGUCCAGGUCUGAUCUAUUCCUGGGGCUAUAAUCCUUGGGAAAGCAGAAAGAAAGAUCCUGUAAGAUUCCUUCUAAGCCCCUAAUAAAAUGCCUGAGGGUGUCUCAUGA